AUGAAUCCAAUAGAUAUUAUUAAUUAUCUUCCCAAACUUGGUUUAGUUGUCGUAGUUAUGGGUUUGGUAGAAUGUACUCGGCAAGGUCUCGGCUAUCUGCAGCGAAAGCGAGCGAAGCAGGUCAUCAGACAUGUGAUCUUUUUCCCGGACAAGAAAAUAGCAUGCAAAAACUUUUUUGAUGAAAUUCAAGGCUGCUCAAUGGUUUCUUGUGACUUCAGUCACACAAAGACUGGUUUCAAGCACCUCCUUUCCUACCUAAAGUCUGCAAAGAAAUCAAUCGACAUUGCUGUUUAUUGCAUCUCUUGUUUUGAGAUAGCUGAUGUUGUAUUGCAGCGUCACAAAGUUGGAGUCAGAGUAAGAGUGAUUACAGACCUCAGUAUGGAAGCUGCAUUUGGAUCUCAAAACCAUCGUUUCAUGAAGGAUGGAAUCAGAGUACAGACCAACAAGCCUCCAUUCCUGAUGCAUCAUAAAUUUGUCAUCAUUGAUGAUGAAGUGCUUUGCUUUGGCUCAUUCAAUUGGACUUCUCAAGCAGUCACUGGGAAUAAUGAAUCUGUUGUCGUGACGAAUGAUCGCUGGGUAGUUGAACCUUUUUGCGCUGAAUUCAAGAAGCUUUGGUUGGAAACCAAACCAGAUAACUAAAUGUGCUUGAUGGGGAAAAUUCCGCUUUUCGAUUUUUAUUUGGCUAUUCGUAUGAGAUGGAAAAAUGUGUUCUCUUGCCCUUUACUCAUUAAUUGCUUUUAAACUAAUUUAAAACUUUGUUUGAUUUGAUGAUUAAUUCACAUUUCACUUAAUCUCAUGGCUUCUUACAAACAAUGCUGCUCAGUCAACCAUCAUUUUCCUACCAGGUUGUUUUAUUUCAUCUAGUUCCUCGGGAAAUGAUAAAUGUAAAUAUAAAUAUUAUAACGUGAACAGCCGGUUUGCAGAAGAACACGCGUAUAACUUGCAAGAAAAUAAAAUAAAGUGUGCUAUAACUGUAA
Daphnia magna is the source of this 977-nucleotide messenger RNA. It is a transcript of the gene zuc, whose product is annotated as mitochondrial cardiolipin hydrolase. Gene Ontology annotation, biological process: piRNA processing. The record is from RefSeq and is a predicted model, not a curated record. The coding region runs from base 1 to 639 and encodes 212 amino acids. Gene Ontology annotation, molecular function: RNA endonuclease activity producing 5'-phosphomonoesters, hydrolytic mechanism. Gene Ontology annotation, cellular component: mitochondrion. Lineage: Eukaryota; Metazoa; Arthropoda; Branchiopoda; Diplostraca; Daphniidae. The transcript has 4 exons.